AUGGCGCCGUAAGGCGUCGAAACGUCCUGCCUUUGUUUUUGUUAAUUUUUUAGCCUUGUUACAGCGUUUUCUUGUUUCUCAUCGUUCAUUGUUCUUUUUUUUGGGGCUGCUACUUUAUUAUCCGCUUUAUAGUCAUAAAAUUCACUAUCGUCAUUCAUUUCCAUCGAAGAUUUUGGCUCUUAAAAUGAACUAUGCAUCUCAUACGAAAGCUAACUGAUUGAACGCCUUUAUAAUUUUGGCUUCGGUUGAAAGCUCUAUUGUCGGGGGAACAUAUUUUAUCGAGUUUAGGACUUAAUAAUGGACACUGUAAAAGUUUUCCUUCCGUGGUGAAACAAUCCACACUCCCAAAAAUUUUCCGAUGCAUAAAUGAAAUACUUAAGACACACGUUCGAAUUUUAGUGUGGAAGUUGUUUGGAACUCUUUGUCAACUUCGAGUUGUAUUAAAUAGUAUCCAUGGGGGUGUCCAUUUCUAUUUUAGCAAGUGAUGAUACAUAGUAGAAACUGGUCAUGCAUCAUAUUUUGGCUGCACGUCGCGCUAUUUGUAGCGAAAGUUCAAGUCAACGGCCAGAAGACAACAGUGGGCGAGACCACCUCCACUCUGACGACACAUCCCACGCCACCAGAUCUUAUUCCUCGGUAUGCCGCGGCCAGCCCGCAACCACCGUCAAAGAGACGCCGCAGAACCAUCCCCAGAUUUACCACCACCGAGUCGAACACACCCCUAAGACUCACCGACCCACCUUCAACAUCUCCAAGGCCAACGAGUCCACCAGCGACACCACUGCGGCUGACAGAUCCUCCAACUCCGUCAACAGAACCAGAAACGACCACGUGCAAACUCUCUAUAACGCCGGUCGUCCUCGCCCCGAGAAAGGUCAAAUCCCCUGAAUCGAUCCGCAAGGACUGCCAAAAUUUCAGCAUCAUUCCCGAUCUGUUGGAUGCAAAUGAUACUGUACCUCAUCCAAUGCAAGUGAGAUUUUUAUUUGAGCACGUCGCAAGGUACGGGAACACAAUUCACCCCAAGCACAUGGUUUUCAGGCCGUAUUAUGUGACAUGGGAGAACAACAAGACAGACUUUUACACUCUGUUGAUGCUAGACAUUGACUAUCCAUCACGAUCAAACCCGUAUAUGCGCAGUUAUCUGCACUGGCAAGUUUUAAAUAUCAAAGGAGAGGCCUGGAUUAAAGCAGAAACUUGGGCAGAAUACAUCGGUCCAAAUCCGUUAUACGACUCAGGUUUACAUAGGUAUUUAUUUUUUGUUCUCAAACAACCAAGUCAAAUUCACUUCACCGAAUUAAAAUAUCCUGCAUUGUAUUUGGAUGAACACCGUGCUAAUUUUUCAUUUCAAACAUUUUGGAAAAAAUAUGACCUGAAACUACAUGCAAUGAACUUCCUCUCGUCAGAAUGCACAGAUCAGCAGUUUUCCCAUGCAGAGCCGCAUCUAAGACCAAAUGAUUCUAAUGCCAUGUUUCGGACUGUUUAAUCUUCUAAGAUAUUUUACAUGCGCAUUAAAGAAACUCUUCAAAUUCUGGAUAUUACGUUAUUGUGCAUACAUUUAAUUUGUAAAAUAAGACAUUAUGAAUCCAACUGCAACCAAAAUGCGAAAAUAAUGGAAAUAAUAAAGUAUCAAAUGCCCACAUGGUGCUCCAUGCCUC
Bemisia tabaci is the source of this 1655-nucleotide messenger RNA. Lineage: Eukaryota; Metazoa; Arthropoda; Insecta; Hemiptera; Aleyrodidae. The record is from RefSeq and is a predicted model, not a curated record.